GCGGAUAAUCGCAACGUGAAUUCAGUGUAAUUCAAUCAUAUCGAUUCGUCGAGAACAAUUGCGACGUAUUGCGUCUGCAAUAGUAUGCAAAAAUGUUGCUCACUAAAUUGUGUCGAAGUGGUAUUUCACCAAGUUUAGUCAACUUGGUAAGAACUCCGGUUAACUCGAAACCAUUUAUUUCAAGGAUUCAAACUUCGAGAUUAUUUGCUAAUGAUGGACGAAGUACAUUUGCAAGAACCUCUCGUAGAUCAACUACUAUUACGGAGCGAGCGAUGGCUCCUGCAAAAGAUACAGCAUUCAGUAUUGGAAAAGGAGCUGUUGCUGGUGGCGCUGCAUUAGCAUUGGGUUCUUUAUGUUAUUAUGGUUUGGGUUUAUCACCAUCUAUGGGAGCCAUAGAUUAUGCUAGGAUAUGGCCCCAAUAUGUGAAGGAUAGGAUUAAAACCACGUAUAUGUAUCUUGGUGCUUCAAUAGUAAGCAGUACUACAGCUGCAGUACUAUGUUUACGCUCACCAUUUGUCAUGAAUUUAAUGAUGCAUCAGGGAUGGGUUGCCAUGUUGGUAACUAUUGCAUCAAUUUGGGGUACUGGAAUACUGUUACAAAGUAUACCAUAUAAAGAAGGUUUUGGUUCAAAACAAAUAGCAUGGUUAAUCCAUACUGGUACUGUUGGUGCAAUACUUGCACCUCUGUAUGUAUUUGCUGGACCUUUAGUACUUAGAGCUGCAUGGUAUACUGCUGGUGUAGUUGGGGGUUUGUCUCUACUUGCUGUUUGUGCACCAAGUGAAAAGUUUUUGAACGUAGGAGGGCCAUUAGCAAUUGGUUUAGGAGUUGUGUUUGCAAGCAGUGUGGGAUCAAUGUUUUUGCCACCUACCACAGCUUUUGGAUCUGGUUUAUAUGCAAUGUCCCUAUAUGGUGGUUUGAUACUAUUUUCUACACUCCUUUUGUAUGACACACAAAAGAUUAUUAAACAAGCAGAAAUGUAUCCAACUCAUGAAUAUAUGGCAAGACCAUAUGACCCAAUUAAUAACGCGAUUUCUGUGUAUAUGGAUGUGGUGAAUAUCUUUGUAAGAAUUCUUACAAUUUUGUCCAGUGGAGGAAAUAGAAAACAAAAGUAAAGCUGGAGAACUUUUUUUCUAGUAGAGGAACA
Molecule: messenger RNA, 1144 nt
Organism: Habropoda laboriosa
Lineage: Eukaryota; Metazoa; Arthropoda; Insecta; Hymenoptera; Apidae
Product: growth hormone-inducible transmembrane protein-like
Exons: 5
Coding region: 93-1112 (339 amino acids)
Cellular component (GO): mitochondrial inner membrane
Source: RefSeq, a predicted model, not a curated record